Molecule: messenger RNA, 3561 nt
Organism: Rasamsonia emersonii CBS 393.64
Lineage: Eukaryota; Fungi; Ascomycota; Eurotiomycetes; Eurotiales; Trichocomaceae
Product: Cyclin
Exons: 4
Coding region: 1-3561 (1186 amino acids)
Biological process (GO): positive regulation of DNA-templated transcription, elongation; regulation of transcription by RNA polymerase II
Cellular component (GO): nucleus; cyclin/CDK positive transcription elongation factor complex
Molecular function (GO): cyclin-dependent protein serine/threonine kinase activator activity
Source: RefSeq, a predicted model, not a curated record
AUGUCGACUCUUUCUGCUCCCUCGUCAUCCGCCCUCUUGGUCGAUCCCACGAAACAAGCCGAGUAUCCGAUCCUGCUGGGUGAUAAGUUGGCGGGGAAAGCUGAUGGGACCCAGUUCGUCAAUAUCACAUACAAUUACAAGAGCAAGUCGGCCACGCCCCAGCAACGGACAACUAUUACCCGUUCGUCGACGUCGCGGGACAUCUACAACCUCACGAUCAAGGACAAGGCUGGCAAUGCGGAACAGACGACGUUGACAUAUUCAUAUCGGGGGAGUGUUGACCCAUCUGUGCCGGUGCAGGAGUCUGAGACAAAAAACCUGGUUCUCGUCUUUGACCCAAAGCGGAAGGCGUUUAUCUUGGAGCCGGUCAGCACGAGCUUGAACUUCAAUCUGCGUUCCGCACCAGGGAAGUCGGACAAACAGGUGCUGGAACAGUAUCCCCAGCUGAGCACCCUGCCGGAGGAGGACCAGGCCUCGGGAGAUGACCGGUCCAAGCAGGAAGGGAGCGACGACGAGAGACCCGAAGCGGCAGAUGAGAGCAAUCCCUACGACUUCCGACAUUUCCUUCCCAAGGAGAACACUGAACGGGACAAACCCGCUGCUUCUCCAAACACAACCCCAGACCCGCACAACACUGCAAACAAUGGCACCACCCCGACGCUGUCGUCUACCAAGGAAGCCAAACCAAAACCAUUGCCAAAGACCAAGCCACAGACCAACCCCCUCCGGCAGGUGAAGCGGCCGCCAAAGGCUGCUGCGGCGAGCGCCAGCUCUGCAACAGCGAGGUCACCGCCAAAGUCUACUCCUCGUGUCGAGCAGGAGGAUGUGGUUUCUGAAUCAGCGCCUUCAGAUGAGGAGCAGAGGGACAACAAACGCGAGUCGAGCAAGAUCGGGGCGUCUCCAAGCUCCAAUAUCAUUAUCGACGGAGACCUGAUCAUUGACAUGGGUUCGCCACCGUCACGUCCAGCGUUCAAGGUUAAUCCUGCUCAUUUUUCGUCGAAUAACACAUCCGCCAAUGAAGCCGAUGAUGAUGGUGACGAUGAAGAGGAAAUUGAAGAUUUGCGGUUACCAUCUCCGGCCCGGCACAAUGACACAAGCGGUGACCAGCCGCCUGCACAGCACGAGGAAGCUUCUGAUGACGAAAUGGAGGAUGAUCCGCUGGCUGCGGAGAUGGAAGCUGCAUUCGAAGAAGAGGAGGCGACGAGAAGUCAGCAGCUCCACCAGCAGCAGCAGCAGCAGCAAUAUACCGUACUUAGCGAUGAAGACGAGAGUGAGGUAAGCGAGGAGGAGCUGGCUGUUUUUCUAUCUAUUCAAGUGAACAUAGCGGCGGCGCAACUGGGAGUUUUGGAAACAAUGAUGGCCUUUGAGCCUGGCGGGAAAUAUUGGAUAUUUGAUACCAUAUACCAUGAGUGCAAUGUAUUUUCACUUCAGUUCAGCUCAGUUCAGUUCAUUUGCUUGGCUAUAUCUAUGUAUUACAUAAUUCCUAGAGACUUCACAGGCUCGAAUUUAGGCUGCCCUUUCCCCCCUUCGAGUUGGAUAUUUCCUCUUGGGUGCACCGCUGGGCUCAUCCGCCGCACAGCCCUUUGCGACAUCCACCGCAAAAGACAAACGCCGCACGAUGAUACCGAUUCAUUCCGCCAUGGUUCUCUCACUCUUUUAACUUCUUAUCUAUCUAGAUCACCACUUUCUCCGCAGGAACGGAAGGACGUUUCUUUCGAGGCUGGAUUGCCCAGUCUGCCUCCGCGCGCGCAUUUGCUUCUACUCACUCCAUCGACUGAUCCCUCGGAGCUACAUUCCGCUCGACAACGACUCUCUUUCCACGCUGGCCGUCGUUUACACGAAACGCCGUCGAAUCCCGUCCUGCUCGAAGCGCAGUCCCAAUGGCUCUUCACAGAUGAAGAGCUCACGCGGACGCCAUCGCAACUGGAUGGCAUGUCCAUGGAGGCCGAGCAUACGAGUCGCAGCAAGGGUGUCAAUUUCAUUGUGCAGGUCGGGAUCAUGUUGAAGCUUCCACAGCCCACUCUCGCGACCGCAAGCGUGUAUCUGCACCGGUUUUUCAUGCGAUACAGCAUGGUUGAUCUGCCCAAUCGGCCGGGAAUGCACCCGUAUCCUAUUGCGGCGACGUCUCUCUUUCUUGCUUCCAAGAUGGAAGAGAACUGUCGGAAGAUGAAAGAUUUUGUUGUCGCAUGCUGCCGGGUCGCGCAGAAAAAGCCGGACCUGGUCGUGGACGAACAAUCCAAGGAAUUCUGGAAGUGGCGGGACACGAUAUUGCACACGGAAGAUCUGCUUCUUGAGGCAUUGUGCUUCGAUCUGCAGCUGGAACAGCCGUAUCGCAUUCUGUACGAGUUCAUCUGCUUCUUCGGAGUCAAUGACAACAAGCCUCUGCGCAAUGCGGCCUGGGCAUUCGUCAAUGACUCCAGCUACACGGUUCUCUGUCUGCAGUUCACCCCCCGUAUCAUCGCUGCCAGCGCUCUUUAUGCGGCUGCUCGGCUAUGCAACGUGGCGUUCGAGGAUGAUGCGGCAGGGCGUCCGUGGUGGGAGCAAAUCGAUGUCGAUCUUUCCAAGGUGCGGCAGGCGUGUAACCGGAUGGUCCGGCUGUAUGAGAAAAACUCGGUCCACCGGCAAAGCCACCCGUAUCCGACCGUUCCUAUCGAGGGGGAAGCGGUUCUCGAGACGACGCGAAUUCCCCGUCCUCGCCGCGACAGCGUUACGGGCACGUCCUCGGAUGGAGAAGUGAAUGGGCGGAAGCGUUCAAGAGAGGCAGAGGAGGACAACACGGGCAGUCGCCCUGGUUCCUCGUCGCAUCCGCCAGAGCAGCAGUCUCUGAAGAACGGGUCGUCUUUUGACAGCAGCCAUCACAACGAAGAGCCUUCUCCGAAGCGGCAACGGUUGUCUCAAGACAGUGAUUCGAAGGAACCAAAGCCACCACCGGAUACGCACCACUACAAUAGUUCACAGGCCUCAACCUCGUCCAAUCUUUCCUUCUCCUCUCAGCCCGUCAACGGACACCAUCCGGCCAGCAGCAGUAACGAAUACUACUCAUCACAAAACUCGCAUCCUUCUUAUUCGAAACAUCAUCAUCAACAACAUAAUCAUCACAGACCAUACCCUCAACCGCCUCCUCCUCCCCCACCGCCUGUUUCUCACGAAGCGCCCGACCCUAUUCAGCAGCGGAUCGACGAGAUUGUGCAGCAAGGCUUAGCUCGCAACAGCGGCAACGACAAACCGCGCGGCGACAAGUAUCGUCCAGCGUGGGAUAGGGAUCGGGAUCGAGAUCGAGAUCGAGACUGGCAGCGCGAGAGACGUCGCUCGUCAGUAACGUCAGGAUCCGGCGGAGGAGGACGAGACGAAGGCGGAGGCGGUCAAAAACCGAGCACCACCACUACAGGAUCUGCUGCAGGAUCUGCUGCUCCUGAACGCGGUCGAACACAGGGAGCAGCAGAAGCAGGUGAUGAUGAAGAAGAAGGCGAAAUAAAGGAAGAAGAGGAAGGAGAAAUAAAAGAAGAAGGAGAGAUAGACGCCGACGAAGAAGGCGGCGGAAGCGAAGAAGGAGAAGUGUAG